AGACGUUUAAUUUGAAGUUAAAAGGGUGAAUUUGGUUCGAAAAAAUGUUAAUGAAUAAUACGUAUGUACACAGGGUGGCAUUUGAGGUCCCAGGCCAUUUUAACGACUGUGGCAAAUUACCCGGCAUUGUUGUUCAGGAACAAACAACCUAUGAAUUUUACAUCAUUUUUCACCGUUGGUAUUUCAAAAAUUGAAAUCGGAGAUUAGAAUGGAACAACCAUUGGGCAAUGGAAAUAGUUAUUAAAUUACAUAAAUUGUACAAUUCAUAGGGGGUUUAAAAUUUCAUUUUUUUAUAGUUAAACCACAAUAUCUUCAAAUUUUUUCCAUGGACUAAUUAGAAAAAAAAGUAUAUUGAAAAUAUAUAGAUUUCAAGGCUUGAAGCUUCUUAAUUGCAGAGAGUUGCAUGGAGUGCCUUUCCGACGGAGGACGAUGAAUGGUGAUAACCAACGUGUGAUGGAACGGACCUCGUCCCUCCUCUCGAUCAGUUCGGCUCUCAGCGAGGAUGUGAAUUUCAUCGAAGAGGACGACCUGUCCGUCGUCCUUGUCAUCUACACCGGCGGUACCAUCGGCAUGCUCAGGGACGAAAACAAAGGUUUGGUGCCAGCAAAAAAUAGAUUUAAAAAAACAAUCCAGAACAAUCCAACGAUGCAUGAUGCAGAGUUUGCUGCCAAAUCACCAGUGCUAAAGCAGAAUCCUGAACUUCUUGUUUUACCAUAUGUAGACGGUAUGAAUCGUGUUGGCUAUGAAAUCCUAGAGUACGACGUGCUUCUCGAUUCUUGCAACAUGUCUAUGGACGAUUGGACACAUAUCGCUAAGGACAUAUAUGAUAACUAUCAAAAAUAUGAUGGUUUUGUAAUUCUACAUGGAACAGACACUCUGGUAUACACUGCAUCAGCUUUGUCUUUUAUGCUCGAAAACUUGGGAAAGACCGUCAUUUUAACUGGAUCGCAGGUUCCCAUAUUCUACCCGGUGAGUGAUGGACGGGAUAAUUUUGUUUCUUCGCUUUUAUUAGCUGGUCGUUACAUAAUCCCAGAAGUUACCAUAUUCUUUGGGCACAAACUGUUUCGAGGAAACAGAACAACUAAAAUAAGUUCCCAUACGUUUAAUGCAUUCGAAUCCUACAAUUUGCCUCCUAUUGCCACUGUGGGAACAACUGUCGAUGUAAAUGAGAGGAUUGUACUAAUGCCGAGUGCUUUAGGCAAUUUCAAAGUGCACACAUCAUUGAAUCAAAAUGUUGGACUGAUAAGGAUAUUUCCAAGUAUUUCUACACUUGUUGUUAAAGCUGCACUGUAUCCUCCGGUAGAAGGAGUGGUCAUACAAUCGUAUGGAUCUGGAAACAUGCCUUCUGUACGAGCAGACCUGUUAGGGGAAUUACAAGCCGCUGCUUCACGAGGGGUUAUCAUAGUAAACUGCACACAAUGCUCUCACGGAGCAGUGACUGAUGACUAUGAAACUGGAAAGCAACUUGCCAAAGCUGGUGUGAUAUCUGGUCGUGACAUGACACCAGAGGCGGCUCUCACCAAAUUGGCUUAUGUCCUCUCCAAACCAGAGUGGGAUCUGGACACUAAAAAAGCUGUAAUGGAAAACAGCAUACGGGGUGAGCUUACUUCAAAAAUGCCAACAAACUAUGAGGAACAUGGACUGGUGAAAGCUAUAGCAUACUCAUUACGGUCUACAGAUAAUAGGGAAGUCAAAGAAAUACAAAAGAUAAUAUUUAACAGUUUAUUAUCUCAUGCAAUAAUAAAACAAAAUCUUGCUGGCCUUCAGCAGCUCAAAGAGAGUGGAGCUGAUUUUAAUGCUACAAAUUCAGAUCUUAGGACACCACUGCAUAUUGCUGCAUCAAUCGGUAGUGUACACAUAGUAACAUAUCUGUUAUUAAAUGGCUCAAGUGUCUAUAAAAAGGAUAUAUAUGGUCAUACACCUUUGUUGGAUGCAGUUAGACAUGAACAUGAAGAUGUCGUAGAAAUUUUGUGCGCCAACGGAGCUCAUUUGCAAAUGCAGAACUUGGGAGAUUACAUAUGCAGAGCCGCUAGUUACGGGCAAUUGAAAAAAUUGAGACUGUACAAUACAGCAGGUGCGAAAUUAGACUGCUUGAAUAAAAAUGGAAGAACACCAUUGCACGAGGCGGCUCAACACAAUCAAUUGGAAGUCAUUCGCUACUUAGUUGAAAAAGGAGUGGACACACUAAAAAAAGAUCCACUCGGAUUCACAGCUUACGACAUCGCAGAAGCCCUGUCUUACAAAGAGAUAACAACGUUUCUAACGAGUUUUAACUCGAUAGCGUAAUUUUUGUCAUCAAGAUUAGAAAUCUUUUUAAAAGAAGAAAAUAUCUGUACUUUAGAACUUUUGAGAGUUGAUAAUAAAGAUAUUUCAAUUAUAUAUUGCCUAUAUUAUAUAUUGGCAGUAUGUGAAUCACAGUCAAGAGUUCGGUCAAAAAGCCCUCCUGUAUAAAAGUUACAUGUUUAAUUAUUAAGUCAACAUGAACAUUUUAACAAUUGUUUAAUAAAUGUUUCAAUAUAAGUUGUA
This is a messenger RNA of Cimex lectularius (bed bug), 2526 nucleotides long. RefSeq names its product L-asparaginase 1. Lineage: Eukaryota; Metazoa; Arthropoda; Insecta; Hemiptera; Cimicidae. The coding region runs from base 430 to 2286 and encodes 618 amino acids. The transcript is spliced from 14 exons. The record is from RefSeq and is a predicted model, not a curated record. Gene Ontology annotation, molecular function: asparaginase activity; protein binding. Gene Ontology annotation, biological process: amino acid metabolic process.